Messenger RNA from Colletotrichum lupini, 558 nucleotides. RefSeq lists its product as uncharacterized. The coding region runs from base 1 to 558 and encodes 185 amino acids. The record is from RefSeq and is a predicted model, not a curated record. NCBI's taxonomy places the organism in Eukaryota, Fungi, Ascomycota, Sordariomycetes, Glomerellales, Glomerellaceae. The transcript has a single exon.
AUGGAUUUGACCACCCAAUUUCUGCCUUUCUGCAUUUCCCUCAAGCUUCCACCAAUGGAUCUAACAGAUAAUUCGAUCGACGACCUCUUCGCAAGGGUUCGGCUGCAUCAACGAGACCUCGGCUAUGGGGUGAAUAAGCUGAAGUCGAGAAAGCGGCAAGACGGCUCCCUAUUACGCUUAGAUCUCGCGUGUGAGCGUGGCGGUCGACCGCGGCCGUCGGUAGCUAAGCAGCGGCAGACGACGACGUCGAAGACGGGCUGCCCGUGGAGGGCUCGUAUACACCAAUGCCCUAACCCACAGGAUGGGUAUAGGGUAAGUGUAAUAUGCAGUGAGCACAACCACGAAUCGCUGGCGACGGAAUCGUACUCGUCGAGCCGGGUCUUCCGCGAGCUAAGUCGGCAGGAGCCUGGUACCGAGGCGGUCAGUAUGCGGGUAGAGUCAUUGUCAGCAACUGGAAGACUUACCUCUGCUCAUAUGAGGACGGCUAUUCCGCACCCACAUGAAGGCUAUCCCGCACCCAUACUAGGCCUAUUUAAGCAAAUAAUGGGCUGCACGUGA